Impatiens glandulifera is the source of this 940-nucleotide messenger RNA. RefSeq names its product 60S ribosomal protein L10a-1-like. Gene Ontology annotation, molecular function: RNA binding; structural constituent of ribosome. The transcript has 6 exons. Lineage: Eukaryota; Viridiplantae; Streptophyta; Magnoliopsida; Ericales; Balsaminaceae. The record is from RefSeq and is a predicted model, not a curated record. Gene Ontology annotation, biological process: translation. Gene Ontology annotation, cellular component: large ribosomal subunit. The coding region runs from base 134 to 784 and encodes 216 amino acids.
UCUUCAUCAUCUCUAUCAGAGAAAUCAAUCAGUAGUAUAUCAAAAGGAUACUCUCCUUUUGCGCUCGCCAGCUUUCGUCGCCGGCGCUCUCUAUCUCAAGAUCAAAGACUAGAGGAAGAGUUGAGAUUCAGCCAUGAGUAAGCUUCAAAGCGAUGCAUUGAGAGAAGCUAUCACUCAAAUUAGCAGUGAUUCAAAAGAAAAAAAGAGGAACUUCACUGAGACAAUUGAACUCCAGAUUGGUUUGAAGAAUUAUGAUCCUCAGAAAGAUAAACGUUUCAGUGGUUCUGUAAAACUUCCCCACAUUCCUCGUCCCAAGAUGAAAGUCUGCAUGCUUGGUGACGCCCAACAUGUUGAAGAGGCUGAGAAAAUGAGUCUUGAAUAUAUGGAUGUUGAAAGUCUGAAGAAACUAAACAAGAACAAGAAGCUAGUUAAGAAGCUAGCAAAGAAAUAUCACGCGUUUUUGGCAUCAGAAGCUGUUAUCAAACAAAUUCCCCGUCUUUUGGGUCCUGGUCUUAACAAGGCAGGAAAGUUUCCAACACUUGUCAGUCACCAAGAAUCACUUGAAUCUAAAGUGAAUGAAAUCAAAGCUACUGUAAAAUUCCAACUUAAGAAGGUUCUCUGCAUGGGGGUUGCGGUUGGAAACCUCGGAAUGGAAGAAAAGCAAAUAUUUCAGAACGUUCAAAUGAGCGUCAAUUUCCUAGUUUCUCUGUUGAAGAAAAACUGGCAAAAUGUGAGGUGCUUGUACUUGAAGAGCACCAUGGGGAAACCAGUCCGGAUCUUUUAAGGAGCUCUUUUUAAUUAUUCAAUACUUUUGCUGUCUUUUCACAUGUUCUUUAAUGUUUUGUGUUCUAACUAAUGUAGUUUUUUUUUCAAAAAUUAUGAUUGUUCUAUUCUUGAUUCUGUUUUGACUUAUUUAUUGGACAUGAAAAGAAUACUAAAG